AUGAUACUUGCUUCUCAAGCAAACACUGAACAACAUCGAUUUCACACAGUAGUAAUCUUUGGUGAUUCGCUUUCAGACACCAACAAUGUUUAUAAGUUAACAAAUGGCACAUGGCCUAUCGUACCACCAUAUCACCAAGGUCGAUUUAGCAACGAUUCCAUUUGGGUAGAUAGAUUGAGAGUAUCGAAUGUAAAGAAUUAUGCCUAUGGAGGUGCAACAACCGACAAUACAGUGGUUCAAGGAUAUACAAAAUCAGAUACAGUACCUGUACCUGGCAUUCGUCAACAAAUUGAAAUUUAUAUAAAUAGUGCUAAAGAACGAACUAUUGACUUUGUACAUACACUCUAUAUCGUGUCGGGUGGUGGUAACGAUUUUGUUUUUAGUAAGAUUCCAAAUCCAUUUGUAGUUGUUAAUGGUCUGUCAAAUGCAAUUGAUGACCUUAUUGCCUUUGGUGCGCAACAUAUUCUUGUUUUCAAUCAACCACCCGCCCAAGCUUUUCCAUAUAUUCAUGCACUCGGUCUUGACUUCGUUUUUAAAAACCUCACAUUACUAUUCAAUACCAUUCUCUCCCUUCGUCUAAAGAGAACUCAGAAAGACAACUCACAAGUGUCUUUGACAGUGUUUAAUAUCUAUUCGAUCAUUAAGAAAAUUAUAGACAAUGAGUUAGGACAAUUUACUAAUAUCGUCGAUCAAUGUUGGGAUACAGUGAAUGGCACUUCUGUUGUAAUGCACGGUGCAGAUCCAUCAAAAUAUGUGUUCAUUGACAAGUUUCAUUUUACAUCCAGUGUACACGAAAUAAUCGCCGAUGUCGUUAAUAACUUCAUUUCAAAUGAACAGUUUUCAUUCCUAUAUCCUUCGAUUUAG
Rotaria sp. Silwood2 is the source of this 864-nucleotide messenger RNA. Lineage: Eukaryota; Metazoa; Rotifera; Eurotatoria; Philodinida; Philodinidae. The record is from the annotation of a GenBank genome assembly.